CGGUUUUAAUGUUUGUCGCCAGUAAAAUGUUGUAAUUUUCACGUUUUAAUUAUUAUUUGUACCUAAUCAUAUGAGUACUCAUUUAGUGAGAUUUCAGUGUAAAUUCCCCAGUAGUGUGUAAGACAGUUUAUAGAAUUGUCGAAGUAAAAUUUUGGGGAACCGCAAUGCAAAUCGAAGAAAAACGUCUGCGGAAUGCAGAUUUGGCUGCUUUAGAGCCUGCAGCCAGGGUGAAGCAGCUUGCCAACUAUGGAGCAAUGGUGGAAGUUGACCCCAACGUACCACCACGAAGAUAUUUCCGAUCAGGGUUAGAGAUGGUCCGUAUGGCAAAUGUGUAUUUGGCAGAGGGCAGUCUCGAAAAUGCAUACAUUCUCUAUAUGAAGUUUAUGACUCUUUUCGUUGAGAAGAUCCGGAAACAUCCAGAAUAUGGGAAUGUUCCAGCGCAGGUGAAAGCGGUGAACCAGGCGAAACUGAAGGAGGUUAUGCCCAAAGCUGAGAAACUAAAACAGAAGUUAUUAGAACAGUACGCUAAAGAACAUCAAACUUACAAAGAGAAUGCUGAGAAGCGUCAUUUGGAAGAAGAAGAGAGGCGGAAACAAGAGAGGGAAGAUGCUAAGCUGGCACAGAGGUUGCAGGCUGAUGAGAAUAAGAGAGAUGGCACAACACCACAUUUGUUACGAACGGAGGAGUGGGCCGUGUCCCCGCCGGCGCCGGCCGUGGACGGCGUGCUGUACCCGGACGACUUCGCGGCGGAGCCCCCGCGCGCCCCGCCCGCCGCCUACCAGCCCGCGCCGCCGCUCAUCCCGCCCACCAUCCCGCCGCGCCCGCACCACGAGCCGGCGGGCGGCGUGGACGGCGUGGGCGGCGGGCUGUGGGAGCGGCGCCUGCGGCCCGUCCUGGUGCCGGCGGCGCUGCUGCCGCGCUUCCUGCUGCUGGCGCGGGGACACACGGCGCGGAACCUCGAGCUGUGCGGCAUCCUGGCUGGCGUGCUGGAGCGAGACCAACUGAAGAUAACCCACGUGAUAGUGCCCAAGCAGACGGGCACCGCGGACUCGUGCAGCACCAACAACGAGGAGGAUAUCUUCCACUACCAGGACCAGCACAACCUCAUCACGCUCGGCUGGAUACACACGCACCCGACGCAGACGGCGUUCCUGUCGUCGGUGGACCUCCACACGCAGUGUUCCUAUCAGCUCAUGAUGCCUGAAGCCAUCGCCAUAGUGUGCGCGCCCAAGUUCAAUGAGACAGGGUACUUCGCGCUGACGCCGGACCACGGCAUGCAGUUCAUCGCCAACUGCCGGCAGACCGGCUUCCACCCACAUCCCACCGACCCGCCGCUCUUCUAUAACGUGAAUCACAUACGGAUAGAAGAGUCGGCGCCAAUAGAAAUGGUAGAUCUGCGAAGUGGGGCUAAAGCAUAACCUGCACCCAUUAUUUAUCAGUUUAUAACUAGUUACAAAUUGCAUUCGAUGUCAAAAAUUUCGUUUUCGAUAAUCGUAUUAAUUACUUUUAUUGUCCUAAAUAUUGCUGUCGAGAAAUAUGGUUAUGUAGAUAGAAAAAGCUAAAAUGCUUAUGUUUUUAAUUCAAUGAGAACUGUUACUGAGGUUCUGCGCACGCUCUAUACCUUAGCAAACGUUUUGGCAUUAACCGAUCUAAUUAUAAUACUUCAGUCGGUUUUUACGACUUGCCCGGAAUAUUAAGCAGCUGAACGGGCGCGUUAUUUCUGUCUCUGCUCCGCAGGGAAAGGGUAGGGUUCCACCAAAGCGGAGAAGAGAGGAGACGCGUACAGACAGACAUAUUCGCUUAUCUCCGCUCCGCUUUCGUAAAUAUCAACCCUAAGCAUAAUAAUAUCGGUUAAGGUCAAAACAACCAGAGUUUCGCCUAUAAUACGUGCAAUAUGAUAACAUGAAUAAUUAUACUGGUUAAAGCCUUAAAACCAGGCGUGGCUUAAGAAAUACAUUUGAUGUUAUGAACAAUUCUAUCACUGCGUGCAAUCGGGUUGACUAGGGAAUGCAAUCCCGACUCGAGAUCCCGCGGGAUUGGAAAUAUCAAUCCCUCGAGAUCUCAAAAUUUUCGGGAUCUCGUCUAGUUCAUAAAAAAUGUAAAGUAAGGAUGGCUGAAAAUCAAUAAUGAGGUAUUAAAACAAAAUAUUUUUGAAAGAAAACAAAAAACCUUUAUUCUUCAAUAUAACUAACUAAAUAAUUAACUUUUCUUUGGAAAUCAGCAUAAUCAAAACAAAAAGUAUAACUCAAGGAGAUUCGCCCAAUCCCGUCAAUCUCGAAUGGGAUCUCGUCAUAUUAAUGCUUCGGGAUUGAUCCCGAAAAAUUAAACGAGAUCUCGCGAGAUCGGGAUCUCGCAAAAUCGGGAUUGCAUUCCCUAGAUUGAACCACAUCUGUCAGAAACGACGAGGCGAUAGCGUGCGGUCGCUCUCUCUCGCUCUAGCAAAUUACGGUUCUGAGUAACAGAAAAUGAUAGAAGCAUAGGAAAGUGCUAUGAGGUGUUGACAGAUAUGGUUCAACCCUUACUAAUAAAUAUCUUUUAAACUUUGCGGUAUGAUAUGACAUAUCCAAAAUGAUAUAUGUGUGUAUUUAUAACAAACAUGUGUGUGAUAUUAGAGGCACGGCCAGAAGACUGACGCUUAUUAAUGUGUAGGGUUAAUAUAGCCUGCUAUAGGAACCUAUUUUCUUGAAUGAAGAGUCAUAUUACAAUAAUAUUUUGCAUCACAUGUGAAUUUGAAUAAGUCUUUCCGUUUGGUAUGCAUAAGGAAGAGAUAUAAUAUGCAUGUAAUAAUUAGCGUGCGUGCGUGCGUUUAUGCGUGCUUGCGUGCGUGCGCUUAUGCGUGCUUAAGUACGUGCGUUUGUAGCAUGCACGUGCAUAAUGUGCGCCGCAACGGCUUUGUGCCACUCACAAAAGAUGAAUAAUACUAUAAUAUCGUAUUUAUAAUGCGUAUUACUCAAGAGAGCGUGUGACAAAGAUAUAGAAUGAUGGGAAUCAUCCUAGCAUUUUUUUUUUACCUUUUAUGGGUUUUCUCUUGGCCCCAGACUUGCCCGAAGGCCUUGACGAGGCCUAACAUGGAGUUCGCUCACCCAGAAGGUGCCUGUUCAUUCUUACCUUGAAAGCACCCGGGUUAUAUGCCUUCGGAAAUACAAAAGACGGCAAAGAAUUCCACUCCCUAGCAGUGCGCAUAAUGAAGGACGAUGCGAAGCGCUUUGUGCGAAUACAUAGUUGGGAUAUCCAAAUAGUGAUGGAACCCGACCGUACGUCUGGAAGUCCGAAGAUAAAAGGGGGAUGGUGGAAUGAGCUCGUGUAGAUCGCGGGCACACUCCCCGAAUUGCAGUCUGUAGAAUACCGACAUACUGGCGACUUUUCACCGAUGUACUAAGGAGUGUAGCUUAGCUGUUAGUCGCCUGUCGCUGAUCAUCCUCUAGUAGUGUGCAUUAAAAGUGGCUGCAACAUCUCUUGCGGCUCUGCGCACCAUGUAAGGCGUACGAGUGUGAGUUUGUGUAUAUAAUUCACGGUAUGCAACAUCUCUUCUGACCACUUGCGGCUUUGCGCACCAUGUAAGACGUUCGUACGUUCGUGUGAGUUUGUGUGUAUAAUUCACGGUAUGUGAUGACUUGUGCAUUAUUCAUGAAAAAAGGUGCCUACAGUAGGUUGAUAAAGAUCAAAUAAAUACUUUUAUUUAUUAAGGUGUGUUGGCGAUGCUCGCUUUAAACGCUAUAGUCAUAGUACUCAGAAGCGCAUUUCAAACGUAUUCCAAAGUCAUUGUACUAAUUAAGAAUAGUGAGUUGUAUUUCCUGUGUUAUUAAGUCGUCUUACACAUUCUUGUUGUCGUCAAUUCGUUGAUCAAAGUAUUCGAUUGUUUUAAUAUAAGAAUUAGAAAGAGCAACUUUAAAUGAUAAGAAACUGUCGUGGAAACAGAAAAAACAAAAAAUAAUUUCUUCUAUGAUUCAAAAUUGAAUUUUGUUGUCAUUGGCUUUUUAAAGAAAAAUAUUUACAACAAUGACGCGUUUAAAAAUAGUUGUUUCUAAAAUUAAACACUGGUUUGAACAAAUCGGAUUGUCGAUCAAAGUUACUUACUAAUUAUAAAGAGAAUUAAUUAUAAUUAAAUUAUUGAAAAGUAACAAUAAAAAAUAUUAUUUGUAACGGAUUAAAAAUGACUAUUUAAAUGAUUUGUAUUCGUUUGAAAACGGUCGAGAAAUAAAUAGAAUCGAAUCUAUUUUAUUUUAAAAACGAAUAUCUAUAUUAUAUUUUCUAUAUAAAUUAUUUAUUCACGUCGUUAUUCGAAAAAAGAUUUCAACAUGCCCGCAUAUGUAAGACAGUGUAGACAUCAGCCACGGAGGCUGGUUAAAAAUAUAAAUGUAUUCAUGUUUUUUUUGUAACCAGAAAUAUAUUUUUAAGUCUACGAGUAAAGCUUCCUUAGAUGUUUUCAUAAAAUAAGUGACUAAAUUAUUUAUUUGUUAGUGUUUAUGUUUUUUUACUUACACACAGAGCCGGGGGUGGGCCAAGCGGGCGGCAUGGGAUUUUGUUUGCGGUAAUUAUUGUUUCCGAAUACAUCCCUAGAGACGGUACCGAUAAAUAUCGGAGCGUCUGAAGGACGUAAUAUACGAUCCUGACGACCUGAUUACUCUAGCCAUAGAGGCGGCCAGUUAGCUCGCGACGCCAACUGAGCAUCCUCAGGCCUAUUAUCUUAAAUCUUAGUACCGCGUAAGAGUCACGUCAAACAUCAUCUCCCUAGCUAGCAUUAUCCUGUUUUUGACAGGGUCCGCUUACCUAACCUGAAUAUUUGACAGGUCCGGUUUUUUACAGAAACGACUGCCUGUCUGACCUUCCAACCGGUGAAGAGAAAACCAGCCCAAUACAGGUUAGGUCCCAUACCGCCGAAAAUGCAUUUCUCGGGAAUGUGGGUUUCCUCGCGAUGUUUUCCUUCACCGCUGAGUACGUGAUAAUCAUUUAUGAUCCAAACAUGAAUUCGAAAACUUUGACGAUCAUUGGUUUAGGCCCGUGCUGGAUUCGAACCUGCGGCCUCAAAGUGAGAGGCAACCUUUCUACCAACUAGGCUACCACGGCUCCAAUGACAAUAAGUCGCGGCAAAGAUUUUUUUUGCGGUUGCAUACAAAACCCCGCGCCAGGCCUUGGACCGCUUCCUAGCUCUGUGCACCAAGAAUUCGACGCCUUAUAGUGAUAGGAAAACCACGUAAGCGCCUGUUUUUCUUCAACAAAUACUCGAUUUCUUUCAAUUAAUUUCAAUUUGUCACUAUAUUUGACACUAAUCAUCCGAGGGGGGAGCCUGGAGUUCUGUACUACAAGCUAACGCUGCUCACAGAUCCCAGUGUCUCUCACCAACAACUGUAUCUUAAUCUUGUUUUAUUGUUAAUUACCAACUAUCGUGUUGAUGAGAGAGUAAUAAACAUUUUUUUUCCCAUUUUUUAACUGGAUUGAAAAUAGCGUGUCUAUUGCGAGGUUUUGUUAAAGAAAAUAAUAUCCAAAUGUGAUCUUUCAGAACGUCGCUUACGCUGUUUUUACUACAAGGCGACGGAAUAUUGUAUUAAAACUAUAAUAUGAAAUGAAGGUUAUGAGUUGUUAAAUUGACUAAAAGUCUUAAGUUUAUUUUUGUUGACUCAACAGCACAAGCUUUGCUUUACACAGAUUAUCGUGUGAUUGUAUAUUUGUGCCAUUGUUUACUUGAGUGUAUAUCAAUGUUUGUGGGGUUUUAUUAAGUUAUCAGACGCAAUAGAGUAUUUGACUGUGUAAAAGAUUUAUUAUAAAAUGCUAAUUGUGCAAGAUAGCACAACUUUUUAUAGAAUUUUACCUCUUUGAUAUUGUUUUUAGUCCUUUAUUGUAUUUUUAUUUUUGAUAAUGACUUCGUCUUUUGUCUUCUCGUGCAAACAGCAAUAUAGAAGACAAAAGAAUUUUUUUUGUUUUGGUUUUUCCCCGAAGAGCAAGGCAAAGGGAACUAUGCCCAUACAGCCAUGUCUUAUGUAUUUUUUCUUGAUGAUGAUGAAAUGAUGAAAGGGGAUGACAAUGAAUGAUGAAACCUAAGCCCUCACUCUUGGAGCAGAUUCGUACUCCGAACCCCCAACGAAUUAACUCAAAACUUUCGAGUUAUGAAGCGGCUUGUUGGCACGAAGUGAAAAUAGAUAGGUAAACUUUGUUUUCUUGAAUAUUCCAAUAUAAUAACACUGUCGCGAAUGUGUUCCGACUAACUUAAUGCGAUCAUUAACCACAAAGAACCACUUCAUAAUAAUAUUAAUUGUUUAGGUUAUACAAUGAAAAAAGUAACCGUCCCGUUCUCGCCAAGAGAGAAAAAGAACAAAAUCAUCAUCAAAAAUACAAAGACAAUAAAGGAAUAAAAAACUAUCAAAGAGGUAAAAUUCUAUAAAAAGUUGUGCUAUUUUGCACACUCAUCUAAAAAUAGAAGCCAGUCUAAGAUGAUCAAAAAUCAAUUUGAUUUUACUUUUAGACUUAUUUUCGAGUUUUAUUUAUGAAUGAAGUACCAACGAGUACGACGGUUGACCGCUUUUAUUGAUGACGUUACAAUACAGUAUUUCCAUACAAACUCCAAAGAAUACUUUCGUUUUGACGUUUCGUAAAAAGUAUCUUAUUUCCCUCGGUUGUCAAGUAACCUAUUGCAACUAAUAUUAGCGGUUGAUCGAUGGGGAGGCGAAGACAAUUUCUCCCGUCAGAUGGCGUCAAGUCCUUGGUACCAGAACGUACAUAGGAAUAUGACCAAAUGUACUUAUGCACCAAAACCAAAUUGCACCAAAUUGUAAUAAUGUUUCCUAUCCACUGGUUGCCUGGAAGAAAUUGCUGCUUAGCAAUAAGGCCGCCAGAUUGUACUGUAUCUAUCAUCAUCUGUGUUAAUUUGUUUUGUAUGUUGUGUGCAAUAAAGUAUAUUUGAUUUGAUUUGAUUUAUGCGACCAGUUGCGUAUGAUAACUUAAUUUAUUUGUAAGGGUGACUGUCUACAGUAAAAUAUAUUUGAAUUUGUCUGUUAAAAUGAAAUGAUUAACCGCCUUACUAAUACAAAAUAGACAAGCGGUGAACGUGUGUGUGGGUGUGCGUGGGUGCGUGUGCGGGUGCGUGUAUUUGACAGCCAAGUGGAAUUGAAUCCUAUUAUCAAAAAUAAUUUGAUUGAACUUUACAUGGCAGUCAAAUAUUUUAACACACACGUUCAUUGAUUAUUUAUUUUUUAUUGUUAACGCGGAUGUAAUUUAAAAGGUUAUUUUUGUUAUCUGUUUAUUAAUUGACUUUUUACUUUAUGACAGAAGUACCGUUUAGUGCAAAUGAGAUUGUCGAGUAAAUUUUACACGUCAGUUUGUGUAAAACUUAAUCAAAUAUAAUAAUAAACCAGGGUUUUUUAGGGGUAGGUUUUUUUAUUUAUAGUCUAUGUUUCCGAAACAUAACAACGUUGCAGUUACAAGGCUGCUGUGAAUAAGCAUUUGCUAGGUGAGGGUGUUCUAUCUUAGACCACAUCAUCACAUGCCAUCAGGUGAGAUAGCACCCUAAGCGCGGGACUCUUUCUCGCCUCGACAUGCGACUCUCACACAGUACUGCACAGAAAAAGACAGACGAUCUCUGUCGCGGAAAGAGUCCCGUGCUUACGGUGCUAAACCCGCAGGUGAGAUUGUGGUCUGACGCAAAUUUAAAAAAAAAAAACGGCUUUGGAUAGGGAAAGACUUAUAAUAACACUGUGUAAGGGCAGACACACCCACACACACACACACACACACACACACACACACACACACACACACACACACAGAAGUGUAGUUGUUAGUGGAAGCUGCUGUCAUGGCAGCUCCCGAUCCCAAGACAAUUCGCAUCGUAGGGCUAAAACACACACACACACACACCUAUAGCUAUAAUUUUAAAGAGUCUUAUUUCUAUAACAAUGCCUUGCCAUGUACUAUGAAAUGAAAAUAGGGAGGAAGAGAGCCUGGUGAUCCGUAACACAGGCAUUCCGUCUAGUAUGGACACCAGUCUCUCUCACAAUAUAAACAUGUACACUGUGAGUAGUACUAAGUUAAGUUUUUACUGUAAUUGUGAGUGAGAAAUAAACUUAUUUUAUUUAUUUAUUAUUAUUAAAGGUUUUUAAUUAGAAUACAUGCGUAUUAUCGUAAGAGCUCAUAAGUGCCUUUUUGAUAAAUCACAUUUGCAUAAAAAAUGUGCUCUUAAUUUUUACCCGGAUUGAAAUUAAUUGAAUGAAUAAAAGUUACGGUGAAAUAAAUCACAUCUGAACGUGAUUUUUCAAAAGUGCACCACUUUUGAGCUCUUACGACGAUAUGCAUCUAAUUAAAAACCUCUCCCUUUCCAAAGUCGUUUUUUUUUUAUAAAUUUGCGUCAGACCACAAUCUCACCUGCGGGUUUAGCACCGUAAGCACGCGACUCUUUCCGCGACAGAGAUCGUCUGUCUCUUUCUGUGCAGUACUGCGUGAGAGUCGCAUGUCGAGGCGAGAAAGAAUCCCGCGCUUACGGUGCUAAGCCCGCUGAUGGUAAGUCAUGAUGCGGCCGAAGACAGAACACCUUCACCUAGCAAAUGCUUAUUCACUGUAGCCUUAAACUGCAAGAUGAAAUGUUUUUUUUUUGUACCAGCAACAGUUACACAGAUUUUAAUGUGAAUGCGAUCGCAUCGCCCCCAUCACGGGUACCUAUUUACAUACAAAUGUAUUUUACCUUGCUUAUGAAAAUGUAUCAACAAUAGUCACCCUUAUUGCUUAGGAUAUAAGAGCAGAGUCUUAUGUAUGUGUGAUUCAUUACUAAUAUGGACCAAUGUGAAUAAAACUAUUCAAAUUA
Pectinophora gossypiella (pink bollworm) is the source of this 8791-nucleotide messenger RNA. Its product is annotated as STAM-binding protein-like A. Lineage: Eukaryota; Metazoa; Arthropoda; Insecta; Lepidoptera; Gelechiidae. Bases 165 to 1418 code for a protein of 417 amino acids. Gene Ontology annotation, cellular component: membrane; endosome. The record is from RefSeq and is a predicted model, not a curated record. Gene Ontology annotation, biological process: protein K63-linked deubiquitination. The transcript has 10 exons. Gene Ontology annotation, molecular function: K63-linked deubiquitinase activity; protein binding; metal-dependent deubiquitinase activity.